Myripristis murdjan (pinecone soldierfish) is the source of this 7402-nucleotide messenger RNA. It is a transcript of the gene ubtd1b, whose product is annotated as ubiquitin domain containing 1b. The record is from RefSeq and is a predicted model, not a curated record. NCBI's taxonomy places the organism in Eukaryota, Metazoa, Chordata, Actinopteri, Holocentriformes, Holocentridae. Gene Ontology annotation, molecular function: protein binding. The transcript has 4 exons. Bases 670 to 1428 code for a protein of 252 amino acids.
UUAGCUCCGCCGCUAGCCACAUUUCACCAGCGGAGACAGAAGGGAAGUUGCGGGGGUUUAAAGACACAAAACAGAAGCAGACACAACGGUAAGAUGUUUGUAACGGCACCGCGAAGACCGAGGGAGGCUGCGGCCACGGCUGCCGGCCCGGAGCUGUGAGGAAAGUCGGCCCGUCGCGUCGGGAAAUGACCGAGAAUGCGCGGAAGUUUGUGUUUACUAACGUUAGCUAGCACGGUUAGCUAGCUGGCCCUGUUAGCUCGUUAGCACGGAAAGGUGCGCUGCUCAGCUUCCGAGUCCUAGUUUGACUUAAACUGAGCUGCGGGACAUUUAGGUUUUCAACUCGCUUACGAGCUGGAUAAAGGACUUAUAAAAGGCAGUAUAUCUAUAUUUUGGUGGGUUAUCGUGCGUUUAGCAGCCACUUUACUCCGAGUUUAUUCCCCAAACGCUGUACUGGAAACCCUGAGCCAAGUACCUCUAAGUUAUAUUUCUGUAUCUCAGCGUUGGCAAACACCGAAAAUUUCAGGGUUUCUCGCUGCCGUCGGGGUCAUCGGACCUGUGCCGUGGAUCUGCCCCCGCUCCCUGCUCGGAUCUAGCCUCCAGUCGGCUGCUAUCAUGGGACCCCUGUUGAGUUGGUGAGCCGCGUCCAGCCAGCCUGCAGCCCCGCUAGCCAUGGGAGGAUGUGUCGGGAGAGAACGGGAAGACACGCAGGGUCACGGCUCGUCCAGGACCGGAGGAAGGGGCCACAGGACACGUGGAGGCCGUAACGAGCCUCUGAAAAAGGAUCGUCCCAAAUGGAAGAGCGACUACCCGAUGACGGAGGGCCAGCUGCGGAGCAAGAGGGACGAGUUCUGGGACACGGCACCGGCCUUCGAGGGCCGCAAGGAGAUCUGGGAUGCCCUGAAAGCAGCCGCCGUGGCCCUGGAGUGUAAUGACCAUGAGCUGGCCCAGGCUAUAGUGGACGGAGCCAGUAUUACACUGCCACACGGUACACUGACAGAGUGUUACGACGAGCUGGGCAACCGCUACCAGCUGCCUGUCUACUGCCUGGCUCCGCCCGUCAACCUCAUCUCAGAGCGCAGCGACGAGGACCCCAGCGACAGCCCCGAGCCUCCUGCAGCGCCCAAGAAGGAGUUCCAGCUGAAGGUACGACUGUCGACAGGGAAGGACCUGCGUCUCAGCGCCAGCAUGGCCGACACCAUCGGGCAGCUGAAGAAGCAGCUCCAGGCCCAGGAGGACAUCGACGCAGCCCACCAGCGCUGGUUCUUCUCAGGCAAGCUGCUCACAGACAAAACCCGGCUGCAGGACACCAAGAUCCAGAAGGACUUUGUCAUCCAGGUCAUCGUGAACCCGCAGGCCCCGCCCGCCACCGCGCCUUCGCCCACCACCGCUGCCUCGUCCCCGACCAACACAUCCACCGCCUCCAACUGACUGAGGACGCCACGGGAGGCGGAGGAGGCGGGAUGUGGACGGACGCUGAAGGAGCGGAGACGCCUCCCACUGCUGGAUAAUUUAUGCUUUUUAAGAACGCCUUCUGUUUAUAAAGGAAAACUCUAGGUACUGGAGGUAUAAAAACAUAAGGGAGAAACUCAGAAGUGCUGCUUUCUUUUCAUCUACCGUUAAAAAUAAGAGUGUCAUCUUUUUUUUUUUCUUUUUUUUUUUUGGUGUGCAACUCUGUCAUGGGCUAGUUUAUAGAUAAAUGGAUCCAGCCCGGACAGGGACCCACCCCUCCUCUCCUCCCCCAUCACAACACAAAUUAAAGCAGAUCAGUUCUGCCGACCCACAAACCAAAUGUGCUCGUCUUGCUGCGUGCAAAAACUCUGCCUCUGCCCUUCGUCUGCACUAAUGCUAACUAAGUGCCAAUGGAAAAAAAAUAGCAGAGUUGUUUGCAUUGGUUGUAAAGCACAUGUCUUCUCUGAGCACGACGGUCCUGGACUCCGCACUGCGAACCCCUUCCUCCUCCUCGGAAACACGGGGGAAAGGCCGAGAGAAAGAUCUCUAAAAGUGAAAGAUUACCAGUUUCUUUUUUUUCUUUAUUUCUUCUUUCUUUUAUCAAGGAAAAUAAUGUAAACUGAGCUUUUUUGCACACUUGAAAAUUAUGACUAUACUUCUUUCGUGGUAGUUUGUGUGCCUUCGAUAAGACAAAACAAAACAGAAAACAAGGGUUAAUGUCCUGGAAGAUGCUAGUUUUACUGCUAGGCUAAGCCUUCUGUCUUAUUUUUAGAUUCAGGAACUCUUAGAUUAAUCCAAACUAUAACUGCUGCCUUUUUAAAGAAUCCUUCAGAAAAAAGAAAACACAUUGUGUGUGUGUGUGUGUGUGUGUGUGUGUGUGUGUGUGUGUGUGUGUGUGUGUGUGUGUGUGUGUGUGUGUGUGUGUGUGUGAGUGAGUGACCCGUACAGUACUGUUCAGCUCGGCUUUCAUGUAGCUCAGAGUGACGACACUCUGUUUUCCCUCUGGUGUACAACUCAUUGUUUUGCAGUAAAACUGAUUUUAUAAGCUAACACAUCAUUAUUGUUUAGGAGGAAAAAAAAUGCACGGGCGCGUUGUAGUCUGGAGUCAGGUGGGCACAGGUUCUGAAAUUUCACUGUUUGUGUUAGUCAGCAUCGUGAUGGUAGUUCAUAGAUUCAGACUGAUAAACAUACAGUAUGCCUGCAUUUAUCAAAAGUUCCUGCUGGUGAGUUUUGACUGUGGCUGGUAGGUUUUUCUUCUCUUCCUGUCACAUUGUCAGGUAAACAACUGUCGGUAUAAACCCUGAUAUAUUCCAAAAACCUUACCUGGCUGUUUGUGACUAGACUAGAGACUUUAAGCAGUGAUGUGUUUUUGAAGGUGGGGCUACAGCGACUGGAAAUAUGUCUGGAAAACUGCUGUCAUGAAGCAGCAACGCUGGCAGGUUGUUCUACAAUCAGCUGGGAAUUAACACCUCAGGUUAUUACGAAAACGAGCCAGAGAUGAACUGUGCUGUGCCUCUUAAGGAUAAAUAAGAUUCAGAAGAGGAGUUUUUACUUUUCUAUGAUGUAAAGAAGUCUAGCAGUUUAAGCUUUACCGUGGAGUACAUGUUUCUUUGACAGUAUAGUCUCAAUAUCUGCUGUUGAACUCGUACAAUUUCUCCCCAAAAACCAUCACUGCUUUAACGUCCCUCAUUUUGGGGUGCAGCAGCCGUUGUGGCCAGUAGUUUUGCAGCAGAACCCAGGAACUGAGGAUUUCCUCGUUCGCAAAGCCCCUGAGACUUCGAUCACUCUGUCGGUGUGAUCAGAUGUGCAUUUUCCUGGUAACCUCUCCUAAUGUUUUAUGACAGGCCUGUAUCUGCCUGCUGUUGAGCUGAUUCAGCACAACAGAAUGAGUAUCGCAUUCAAACAGCUGCUGGGUAAAAUCAUCAGGUGGGCGAGUAGGAAAGUGGCUCAGCGGGAGCGGCUGUCUUGUUGAGACUUUUGACGUCGCACCAAGAAAAAGACGAUAAGUUUGCAUCGGGUCACACAAAGAAUAACCUCUUACAAAGUCACAUUUCUUUAAACAAGUCAUUUUUCUGGAUAGUUAACAAACCUCUUGUUUGGUCCUGAGUAUUCAACUGCCUUUUGUCUUCAUCUGGCCGUGCAGAGAUUUCACCCCGAUCCUCAGUGACUGAUAGUGUCUGUGCUCAUUACUGGACCACAUCAGUGUAUUUUUUUUAUUAUUAUUAUUAUUUUUUGUAGACUUGAACAGAACCUCCAGCUGGGGCCGGGCAAUAUAAACAUAUCGAUAUUGUGAUACAUCUAGAUGUCAUGUAAUGUUGUGAUAUUGCAUAAGUGUUGUCUUUUUCUGGUUUGAAAGGCUUUAUUACGGUAAAGGGAUGCAAUUUUUUUUUUAAACUUACCAGACUGUUCUAGCUGUUUCACUGUCUUUUCCACAUUACUAAUGAUUGUUUGUAUAAAAUCUCUUGUGUUUAAAUGUCUCAAAAGCACCGGUAGUCAUCCCAUCAGUGUCGUCACAAUCUCGAUAUUGCGGUUUUGGGGCAAAGAUAUUGUGAUGUUUGAUUUUAUUCAUGCCGCCCAGCCUGAGCUCCAGCUGGUUCCCUGCUAGAGGAGAGAAACCUGCCAGCCACAAACAAACCUGACCAGCGGAGGCUCCACCCUCACUGAUUAGUCUGUUUGGUAGCAGCACAGAAAACACUCCGGCUGUGUUCACACUGCAGCUGAAAACACCCAAAGCUGAUGUUUUCUGAUCACUGUGAACAGCAGAAAGCUGCAUGUAGCUAUAUCAUCAUCAUCAUCAUUACUAUUUUUUAAAUUUCUGUCUGGACCAGGCUUGGAUCCAGCAGUAUGCAACUUGUGUGACACUUGGAUUUGAAUUUUCAAGUUGUAGCAUUGCCAUGAAAACAAGGACAUUCAUCAUCACUGACCUAAGAUAGAUGUCAUAAUUUUGGCGGCACAGCAGCUCAGCUGAGGACAGCGAGACACAACAAGGGAAAGAGAGACAAAUGUGGAGACGAUUCAGUUCAGCGCACAUUUAAAAGCACAUACUGUAACAUACUGAGAUGUGUUAAACAUGAUGUUAUCGUUACUCUGCGCGUGAGAUUUUCAGCGUCGCUGCCGGCUCACAUUUGGAUCAGAUUUGCAAUACAUCCCAGAAUAAAUGGACAAAAAAAAGCAGCAGUUUAGCAAUCAGCAUGGAGGCCUGCAGUGUGUAUGCCGUCUGUGGCUGUGUGUGUGCGUGAGUGUGUGUACGUACUGUGGCUGUCAAACACUCCCAGACAGCUUCAUAUUUUCUGAAUUCCCUCUAUGCUAGAUUAGAGCUCGACGUGCCUCGUUUUCAUCCACCACCUUUGGUCUCUCAGUCCUCGAGUAGCAGCAUCGCAGAGGGAAUUAAAACUGAAGCGAAACAGGAACCACAUUUUAUUUGAAACGGGAGGACGACAAGAUCCACUCUCUCCUCUCACUUCUUGUUUCUGCCUUAUCACAGCUUUUCACAAUCAGUUUUCCAUUCAUUUCCAAGCCUUUCUCUGCUGUCCCUUUACACCUCUUUACCUCUGGUUCUUCUUGUUCUGGGGAUAUUUUUCUCAGUUGUUGUAUGCAAACUUGAAUAAGCAUUUUUUUCUCAACUGCUCUAUGUAUGUGCAAUACAAUCUAGACCUCAUAGGGUUUUUAAAUUUAGUUUUCAUAGUUUUCAUGGAGCACUAGCUGUUAGAGAUGUUGAGGUUCCUAAUAAUAUAGAAUCACACUUACAAGCCUGUGAUAAUCUGAUGCGACACGCCGCUGUCAGCUGUUUCAUAUUUAUUGAAAUCUACCGAGGCGCCGCCUUGACCCUUCAGAUGGCCGCUGCUCUGUCGCUGAGCAGCUCUCACAGCGUUAGAAAUGCCUCCUCUGUGCGUUGAGCGUUUCCCUCAUGUCUCCGCUGUGUUUCUGUCUGUGAAGGGCAGGGCGGCGGACUCUCUUGACAACUUUAUCGAUAGCGUCUCCUGUUUCAGUGUCCUUGCUGAAGUGAGCCAUGGCUGAGUUGUUUGUCCUCACUCCUCUGACAGUUUUCUCUUGUGGUUUUGAGUCUUUUGAUUUUCAAAAUAAAAAAAAAAGGGAAUACUCCAACUUGUUGGGCAAAAUAUCCUUUUUCCGACUUCUCAGAUUGGAACAAGAUGUUGGACACCAUUUCCACCUCUGUACGUCCAGUGGUUCAGUUCCUAUGGGUAGCAUUUCCUGUUAGCUUAGCGUAAAGACUUGAAGUCUAUGGGAGUUGUUAGCCUGGCUCCAUCAAAGUGAAAAAGUAAACCUUACAGCAGCUCUGACGCUGUCUUCUUUACACCACUGGAUGUACAGAGGUUAAAGCUUAACGUCUUUUAAAGGGUUUUAAUAUUCAGGGAGCCUGUUAAGGUUCCUUGAUGUAUCCCUUUAUAAAUCAUAAUGAUAGUUAUAAUGUAACAAACUACCAAAUGUAAUAAAAUGUCCCUCUUUAAAUUUGUGAAACUUCCCAAUAAGACCUGAAUAAUGUAACCGGCUUCAUAGGAGCUGCAGAGCAUGUUGAACUGAAAAUGUCACUUUUGCAGCUCAUCAUUAAAAUAUUACCUGUUGUGAAGUCAUAGUCAUCAGUUAAGGUAUUUUUCAAUUUCAGGAAGUUAGAUUUUAUGAUGUUUUUAACACAUUUACAGGGCCAUUUGAUUACAUUAUCUGACAGCUCCUAAAUCAAGGGAUCUUGUAGGAAUAGCUGCUCUGAUGAGGAUUAUUGUCUCCCUUUGAAUGUUAAGAGAAACGCCCUCUUUAACACCCAGGCUGCAGUUUGAGGUGUAUUGUUGCCGUUUUUUUUUUUCUUCCAUUUGUCAAAGGAAGAAAAGAAAAGCAAAUUGAGUAUAAGUCCCUCUUGGCUGCCUACAUAUCGCUCUCUUUCCCCAGGAGAAAUUAGUCUUCACUCUUUUCAGACAUUAGAAAUCACAGGAAACGGUCUUGUAAGAAAACUAAAGCGGUUGAUUUGUUUCUGUGCGCACACAUGCUGUUAGUUUUCAAACCACAGUGGGAAAGGUUAAUGUUCAGUGUGUGUGUGUCAGCGGUUCUCUUGUCAGAGGACGGAGACGUUUUCAGGUUCAGGUGACCUUGCUCUCACCUGGAGGAAACACUUCAAAGUGUAAAACAGCUUGAAAAUACACCAAUUAAAUGUCCCCAUUAUUAAUGCAGGAUUAAAGAGUGAAGGCAGACUUAUACUUUGUUUUUUACUGAGAUGAGGAAGGAAAAAAAAAAAAAAAACAGGUCCCGUUUUUCGAUGCUAGCCAGGUUCCCCUCGUGAAAAAAUCACGUUUAUCAAGAUGGUUUUCAUUUUGAGGCAGAGAAAAGCCACAGGAGAAAAUGUUAAGGAGAGAUCCAGCCUGCAAAAUGCUGUUUUUUUUCAGCCUUCACUCCGAACGGUGAACUCCCCCUUUAAUGUCUCCUCACCUCAACUUUGGCAUUUCUAAACAAACACACAGCCAAUCAGACACUCAGCAGGCUUGUCUUUGUCAGAUUGUACUCCUCUGUGUGUGUGUGUGUGUGUGUGUGUGUGUGUGUGUGUGUGUGUGUGUGUGUGUGUGUGUGUGUGUGUAUGUAAGACAUGAUUGACAGUUGGAUAUUGAUAGGAUAUUGGAUGUGUAGCGGGUUGCCUCGUGAGUUCGUCGUGUCUCGUUGGAGUACCUGCCCAGGUUUCGUCAAUACUCUCAUAUUACACAAUCAUAUUUAUGUGUUUUCAUGGUACACAGACGGACUGAAAAUCAUAUCUAAAGGUGGUUAAGGUGGUAAAAUAAAGCCAUAAUAGGCCAGGAAUAUUGAUUUUACACUUUAAGGACAACAAACUACAUCACUUCCUUCCCCUCAAUGUCAAAUACCCAGAAACCAUUGCAGUUAAAUAUCAUGGUCGGACGACAAAAAAAAAAAAAAAAAAAAAAAAAAAGAAAUCAUCCACAAGCGUCCGCCAGGC